This is a messenger RNA of Sorex araneus (European shrew), 789 nucleotides long. Its product is annotated as GTPase IMAP family member 7-like. Gene Ontology annotation, molecular function: GTP binding. Lineage: Eukaryota; Metazoa; Chordata; Mammalia; Eulipotyphla; Soricidae. The record is from RefSeq and is a predicted model, not a curated record. The transcript has a single exon. The annotation marks the transcript as partial.
AUGGGCGACCCUCUGUUGGACGACCCUCAAUCCUGCGCCGUGAGGAUUGUCCUCGUAGGGAAAACAGCAAGUGGUAAAAGCGCCACCGCCAACACCAUUCUUGGGGAAGACAAAUUUGUUUCAAAAUUGUCUGUCCACUCUGUUACCCCGAAAUGCCAGAAAGCGUUCCGGGAAUGGAAGGGGAGGAACAUCCUCGUCGUGGACACCCCGGGGCUCUUUGACACCAAGGAGAAGCUGGACACCACCUGCAGGGAGAUCAGCAAGUGCGUCCUCUUCUCCUCCCCCGGCCCUCACGCCAUCAUCCUGGUGAUGCACGUGGGCCGCUACACUGAGAAAGAGCAGAGAGUCUUUGCCAUGGUCAAGGCUCUCUUUGGGGAGUCGGUCACCAGGCACAUGAUUGUCCUGUUCACGCGCAAAGAAGACUGUGAGGGCAGAAGCCUACAGGACUUCCUAGAAUUCAGCGGCGUGAGCCUAAGAAACAUGGUCAAGGAGUGUGGGGGCCGCUGCUGUGCCUUCAGCAACAGAGCAGGGAAGGCUGAGAAGGAAGCUCAGGUGCAGGAGCUGAUGCAGCUGGUAGAGAAAAUGAUCCUCGGCAGAGGUCACUUCACUGACAAGAUAUACUUGGGCAUAGAGGAAAGGCUGAAACAGAAGGCUGAGGCUUUGAGGAAAAUCUACUCUGAUCAGUUAGAAAAGGAAAUUAAAUUAAUAGAAAAAGAAUAUGCCCAUAAACCUCAGAAAGAAAAGGAAAUAAGAAUAAAAUUUCUUAAAGAGCUAUAUGAUAUUAAAAUU